Molecule: messenger RNA, 2289 nt
Organism: Calliphora vicina (urban bluebottle blowfly)
Lineage: Eukaryota; Metazoa; Arthropoda; Insecta; Diptera; Calliphoridae
Gene: side-VI
Product: sidestep VI
Exons: 9
Coding region: 1-2181 (726 amino acids)
Molecular function (GO): protein binding
Source: RefSeq, a predicted model, not a curated record
AUGUCUCCCAGUUAUGCCCACUUUUAUGAAUUUAUACCCACCUUACAAUUAGAUUUGGGUUCAAAUCUUAAUCCUGAAGAUAUCGAAGAAGGUGAUGAUGUGUAUUUCGAGUGUAAAGUUCAUGCAAAUCCAGCAGCUUAUAAAGUUAUUUGGAAACAUAACAAUCAAAUCAUCCAGCAUAAUCAACGUGCAGGUGUUAUUGUUAGCAGUGGUGAUUUAGCACUGCAGGGUGUAACACGCCACCAAGCGGGCAAUUAUACAUGUACAGCCUCAAAUGUGGAAGGUGAUGGUGACAGUAAUGUGGUCGAAUUGAAAGUGAUGUAUAAACCCAUUUGUCGACCGGAUCAAAAGAAAAUCUAUGGUGUGGCUCGCAAUGAAGCGGCCGAAAUUUUAUGUGAAGUGGAUGCCUUUCCUCCUCCCGAAAAUUUUAAAUGGUCAUUUAAUAAUACAGCUGAAACAUUUGACAUGCCACAAAGUGGUUUUCGAGCACAUUCAGCACAAGGCUCAACAUUGACAUACACCCCGGUCAAGGAAAUGGACUUUGGUACUAUAAUGUGCUGGGCUGAUAAUAAUGUUGGACAACAAAAGGAACCCUGUGUUUUUCAUUUAAUAGCAGCUGGCAAACCUGAAAUGCCUUCCAAUUGUACGGUAGUAAAUCAAACAUCAGAUUCUCUGGAGGUCUACUGCAUUGAAGGUUUCGAUGGCGGCUUACGUCAAUGGUUUCUAUUGGAAAUCUUUGAUCAACAAACUGCCACUUUACAGGCCAAUAUAUCCUCCAAAUAUCCUGUUUUAAGUGUAAAUGCUUUGGAUUCUGGACGUUUUUUCAAAAUCUUUGUUUAUGCGGUGAAUUUAAGAGGUCGCAGUGAGCCAGUGCUGCUGGAAGGUUACACCUUAAAGGCCGCAGAAAAGCAAACAGUGGCUUUGACUUCGUACAAGGGAUCACAGACAAAUAUUGAAUUGACACCAAUACUCUCGGUUGGCAUAUUUGUGGGCAUAUUAGUGGCAAUAGUUUGCAUUGGUAUUGGUACAAUUGCGGCAUUGAAAUUGCGCUCACACAAACAGCAACAAAAAUAUCAACAUCAAAAUCAAAGAUUCUCACGUCCUGACAAUUUGCAAAUUAAAGAUAAAAGCUCAUUGCCAUUAAGUCAUACAGAUACGGAUACCAGAUACGAUGAAAAGAAAAAUGAUGAAAAGAAUCCAGAUGUGGUGCCCUACAAAGACGUUGAUGGUGAAUACAAACAAAAAUCAGCAACACAAACACCAUCCGGUCAUUUAUCGACUACCAGUGAAGCGGAAAUCAGCUGUAAACCGACAAACGAUGAACGUGUUUUAUAUCAAAGCAGUAAGGAUGAAGAACUACAUUAUGCUGAACUUACCUUGCCAACGGGGGGUGGUGUUGCCAGCACCACAAAUCCUAAAAAAGCCAUAUCAGUCGAUUGUAGCAGCAGCAUGUUGCUGCAGGGAGCCGGCAUUAAUCCCAAUCUAAGUGGCAUGACAGCUGGUACCUUACCUCAUGGUUCCAGUGUGCGCAAACUGUUGCCUACCAUACCGGCAACGAGUACACUGCAACGCAACAAACCCAUGGCUCCUCCGCCCUCGUACGACUACUUUGAGGAGCCGACGAUAUAUGCUCAAAUAGAUCAUUACAAGACCACAAAUACAAGCGCCAGCAAUUCCAGUUCUGUGUCACCAUUCCCGCCUUGUAUAUCCUCACCAGCGUCCCAGGGCACACCUUCCACCGUGUCGCCGGGCACCGUACAAAUGUAUACGCUACCUUCACAUCCCGGCGGUUAUCACACCCUGCCCCAUAAUCAUCAAACACAAAAUGUGCCUCCACACAGCUCAACAUCCAUGAUGCAAAUGAUGGCUAAUGCUCAGCCCACCUGCAGUGGCAGCAGUAGUAGCACAACAUCAGCGUCUGCUUAUCAUCACGGCACUCUGCCCAUGCCUCCAUCGUACCAGCAACAUCAGCAGCAGCAACAGCUGCAUCAAGUGCAUCCAAACUCCGCUCAGUUGGGACAGAUUCUAGUGUCCAGCAAUAGCAGUGGCUUAGCUACUGCCGCUGUCACCAGUCCCACCAGCUCCAUAUCAGGUCUUUCAGCCGUGGGCAAAUCGUACUCGCGUGAAAUCGUCACUGUACGCACCCCACUAAUGUACUCGCAGCAGGAGAGUUGUGUUUAAGUGUAAAAAGGAAAAGAAUAAUAGAAAUUUAGUUAUUAAGGCUAAGAGUUAGAGCGUAAGUAAACAUAUAAGAGUGAGAGUAGAGAGUAUAAGAGUACAAGAUUAAUG